UUUCCGAGAAAAGACGGAAGUGUCAAAAAAUCCGGGUCUGUUUUUUCCUGUUGAGCAGCAGAAGCAGCAGCGGCAGCACUGUGGAGAGGUCCCUCACAUGACUGCAGGGAUAUGGAGGCGGUUUACCUCAUGUCCUGAGUUUGAUUAAACUAAAAUCACAUCAUAUUUUCGACGCUACGUUGUGCCACGCAGACUGAGGUGUUUGCCUUCUCAGGACAGCCAUGGAGAGAUUAGAGGCUACAUCACAGCUCCAGUCACGGCUUUCAUCACUGUCUUUCUCAUCUUUCCCCGGAGUAACAGCCAAACAGUGCGACAACACGCCACCGGACAGGCUGCAGAAUACAAAUCUUUCAGAGAGCUUUACUCAGUCCAAAGACAGUAUGGAUGACACCAAGGAGGAUUCAGGACGUCUUUCUGAGGGUAAUGAAGAGGCCCCUGCUGAGCUGGCCCUGGGGGAAGGAGGCGAGGAGAACAGCAGUGCAGGGAGCUGUCAGCUCUCCGCCGAGAUGAAAGCCCAGAUGCCGCCCCUGAACCCCCCGACAACUUGGACAUCUGCUGCUGUGAAGGAGUUAAAGGUGAAGCUCCGAACAGAGAAGGACAGCAUGGUGACCGUGUACCGAGGCGACAUCAUGACGGUCCAUGUGCCCACCGUGCCCGAAGCCAAUAAAGUGUGCUGGGAGUUUGCCACAGACGGCUACGACAUUGGCUUCGGCAUCUAUUUUGACUGGACUCCUGUGACGAGCCGGUCCAUCACGGUGCAUAUCAGCGAGUCGAGCGAUGACGAGGACGAAGAGGAGGAGCUUGAAGGGCCCGUCGGCAACGGGGACGUCGAGAAGGGCUCCAAAACUCACACCAACUCUAACUUGUCUGAAAUCCUCCCCGUGUACCGCCAGGACAGCCACCUGUCCGUGCAGGGGGGGAGCCACGAAUUUCCAGGUGAAGGCACUUAUCUCCUGAAGUUUGACAACUCCUACUCCCUUUGGCGAAAUAAAACACUUUACUACAGGGUUUAUUAUAGUGCCUGAGAUGCCAAUUUAUCGCUUAUGAAUGUACAAUUUACUGAAGAACAAUGAACUAUUUUUGAUUCCACACUUGUCGGGGGAGGGAUGGGGGGGAGACAUAAUUGAAAUUCUAAAAUAAAAUAGAAAAAAAAAAAUAUAUAUAUAUAUAUAUAAAUAUUUUUUAGCACCGUCUGCUUGUGUUGUCUCUUGUUGAAUUUAAGUUUGUAAUCCCACAGAUUUCAAACGCUUCAGUGUCUUGCUAACAUGUGUUUGAAGAAGCCUUGCAUAUGUGCCAUUUUUCCCAUGUGUGCACCGUGCUAUUUGGUCAAGUGCCCAUCAUAAAAUAUCUAUUGUCUUCACCUGUAACAGAUCUAUGGUAGCAGUGAUCAGGGAAGACCUGCACGGGUAUAACUGUGUUAAAUCAACUAUGAUCUAAAGAAAGAAGCUUUGUUUUGUGUGUGUGUGUGUGUGUGUGUGUGUGUGUGUGUGUGUGAGAGCUUGUGCACCUUUUUUUUUCUUAUUAUUCCUAUUGCUUUGUCUUUGUUACCAACCUAACUUAUUUUUUUCUUCUCUGUAUUGAUCCUAAUCACGUGAGAUUUCAGAUUAUGUAAAUUCAGAGUAUGGCGAUGUCUGCUGUCACAGUGGUGUGUUGGUUAAAGAAUAUAUAUAAGUCGAAUGUACUGAAGCAAGUGGUAAUCAGACUGUGCUUUUUAUGACACAAUUAAAAGCCAUCCCUUAUCACAUGCAGCUCUCCUUAUGUAAUAAAAAAAUCAAUAUUUACAUUUGACUUGCACACUUUCAUUAUGGUUGGAGGUAGAUUAUUUUUUGUGCACAAGUCUAAGAAGUAAGUUACUGUUUUGUUUUUGGUCUUUUUUAAAAAAAAAAAGAUUAUCUUUCUUUCCUCAUUUCAAUCACUCUUUGUGCAUCUUCCAAAGAUUUCACAGAUCUGGCUGCUGACGUUGUAUACAGCAUACUGUAAAGCAACUGAUACUGUUACUGUACUAAACCCUCGCUGUAAGUUAUGCUGAUGGCAUCAAAUCCUGAAAUUUCUAAUUCCUCAAUAAACAGACCAUUGUCUCA
Molecule: messenger RNA, 2081 nt
Organism: Pundamilia nyererei
Lineage: Eukaryota; Metazoa; Chordata; Actinopteri; Cichliformes; Cichlidae
Gene: tmed8
Product: transmembrane p24 trafficking protein 8
Exons: 6
Coding region: 222-1025 (267 amino acids)
Cellular component (GO): Golgi membrane
Source: RefSeq, a predicted model, not a curated record